Molecule: messenger RNA, 1738 nt
Organism: Capsella rubella
Lineage: Eukaryota; Viridiplantae; Streptophyta; Magnoliopsida; Brassicales; Brassicaceae
Product: phosphatidate cytidylyltransferase 3
Exons: 10
Coding region: 211-1698 (495 amino acids)
Cellular component (GO): endoplasmic reticulum membrane
Molecular function (GO): phosphatidate cytidylyltransferase activity
Source: RefSeq, a predicted model, not a curated record
UCCUCCCUUCUCCUUCUUCCCUCCCUCGCCUCCUUUGAGAUUCUUCACUUUGCAUUUUUUUUCAAUCAUCUAUCAUCCCGCCACAUUUUUCCCAUUAAUCCUAAAGCUUCAUUCUCCAUCAGACAGAAGAAACCCAGAUAUCAUCAUGGUUAACUAAAUUUGAAGAACCAUUAAUCCAGGAACUGAGAGCACUGAUCUUAGGGGAUCUCGAUGGCAAUGGAGAAAGAUCUCAAUCCGCAUUCUCCACGAAUUAGAAAGCUAAGGGAGAAUAGUCAUCCUAAUACAUCGACUUCACGUAUGUGUAAUAAUAAUCAAAGAGAUAACCAUUAUCAAAACAUUCUCAAUUCACCAAGGGAUUACAAUUACGCUCCUAGCUCUCCCACCGCCCGCACUCGCCACCGCAGGCGAUCAAGCGAGAAUCUAUCUGAGGUGAGCAGAAGCAAUGUAAGCAGAGUAAGCAACCUGUUACUUGGUGAUAAGAACAAGUACAAAUCAAUGUGGAUAAGGACAUGCUCAUCUCUCUGGAUGCUUGGUGGAGUUAUGUUUAUAAUCUACAUGGGUCAUCUCUACAUCUGGGCGAUGGUUGUGGCUAUACAGAUCUUCAUGGCCAGAGAGCUCUUCUUUCUACUCAGAAGAGUUCACGAAGAGCGUCGCUUGCCUGGUUUCAGGCUCUUGAAUUGGCAUUUCUUCUUCACGGCUAUGUUGUUUGUUUAUGGACGCAUGCUCCAACAGCAGCUUGUGAACACUGUUUCUUCGGACAGAUUCAUCUACAAGCUUGUGAGUGGUCUUAUCAAGUACCAGAUGGUUAUUUGGUACUUCUUGUACAUUGCAGGUUUCAUAUGGUUUAUCCUUACAUUAAAGAAGAAGAUGUAUAGGUAUCAGUUUGGGCAAUACGCUUGGACGCAUAUGAUCCUUAUCGUUGUGCUUGCUCAAUCUUCUUUCAUCGUUGCCAAUAUAUUUGAAGGGAUCUUCUGGUUUCUUCUGCCUGCAGCGCUUAUUGCUAUGAACGAUGUAGCUGCUUAUUUCUUCGGUUUCUAUUUCGGGAAAACUCCACUGAUCAAGUUGUCUCCAAAGAAAACAUGGGAAGGUUUCAUCGGAGCAUCAGUGGCAACCAUUAUCUCCGCAUUUUUUUUUGCAAAUGUCUUAGGCCAGUUCCAAUGGCUUACAUGUCCAAGGAAGGUAACAAAAAUUAAAUCUCCAUUGCGAUGUUUUCUUCUUGGCCUUUACUUCAUCGCUAUGUUGCAUCUUUUGCAGGACUUAUCAACUGGUUGGCUUCAUUGUGAUCCAGGCCCUCUCUUCAGGCCAGAGUAUUAUCCAUUGCCCUUUUGGAUUGCUCCAUUUUCUCCAUGGAAAGAGAUCUCGAUUCUGCCUGUCCAGUGGCAUGCUUUCUCUCUCGGUUUAUUCGCAUCUGCUAUAGCACCUUUUGGUGGUUUCUUCGCAAGCGGUUUCAAAAGAGCUUUUAAGAUCAAGGAUUUCGGAGACAGCAUACCAGGACAUGGAGGAUUUACUGAUAGAAUGGAUUGCCAAAAUGUUAUGGCGUUUUUCGCAUACAUCUACAUCCAUUCGUUCAUUGUUAAUCAGUACAGUGUCGAGAUGAUCCUAGACCAGAUAUCGAGGGGUCUGGGAGACGAGGAGCAGAAAAUGCUUUAUGUAAAGCUCGGAGACAUUCUUCAACAUAAGUUACAGGGAAGGUUUUAAGAAUGAGAUGCAAGUUUUGUGACUCUGUUUUCAGCAUCUU